AAAACCUGACAAUAGCUUCAUCAAGAACACAACUGGCAAAGAUCAUCAUUUUUUUGACUACAACAAGAAUAAUAAUCACCGACAAUAAACACCAUGGUUAAUACAUACAUGAAGAAGAAGGGGGAAAGAAUGAAUAACUGAGGCAUUAAGCUAAUAUUGUUCAAUCUUCACAAAACCGAACUCUAUUUGAAGGCAAUGUAUAUCCGUGUGAAGCGUAAUAAAACCACCUACUUCAUUCAAUGUGACCCAACCGAGACAAUUCUACAAAUAAAGGAGAAAUUAUUUAACCUCACUGAUCAACCUGUUAAUGAUCAGCGAUUAAUCCUGAUGCCAGCUGGAGACGUUCUGGAAGACUCAAAGUCCCUAGCUGAUCAGAAAGUUGAAAAUGACUGUGUAGUGGCGCUGACUCUGAGAAAAGAUGACAAUGAAUUCGAGGAUGUAAAUAUCGUGAAACCAAAUGACUUUUACCAGCCCCGCGAUUCAGAAGGUGGUGCAAAUUGGUGAUACACAUUCUGGGAACAUCAAAUCCUCAAGAAAGAUCUGUAUACUUGUACUCUUUGGAUCAAGGCAAUUGAUUGUCCUGCAUCUGGUUUGGUCAAAAUACUGAGAUAGGGUCGAGUUCCAUGCAUGAUAGUUUGUGAUAUCGUCGUGAUUAGCACGAUAGACACCGUCCAAGAAAACUACUACUUCUUCUUCUUUUUUUUUUUUUUUUUUUUUUUUUUUUUUUUUUUUUUUUUUGGCAAUGACGAGCUAAGAUAGAGAUCGAUAAAUUUCUGCAUCAAGAAUUUUCUUUUUUCCUUUUUAGUGGGAUUAAAGUUUUUAUGGAUGUAUGAAAAAUGCUGGCCAAGCGUGUGAUUUGUCUUGUA
This is a messenger RNA of Lycium barbarum (goji berry), 866 nucleotides long. RefSeq lists its product as uncharacterized. The record is from RefSeq and is a predicted model, not a curated record. Lineage: Eukaryota; Viridiplantae; Streptophyta; Magnoliopsida; Solanales; Solanaceae. Gene Ontology annotation, molecular function: protein binding. The coding region runs from base 196 to 504 and encodes 102 amino acids. The transcript is spliced from 5 exons.